ACACCCACCCAGACUCGCACAUGCUACAAGAAGUGCGUUCCCCUCCUGCCCCGCUUUUACUCUUAGAGGUGGCCUGGCCCUGCGGGAGUACCUCCGUCUCCGGUUCCCGGUGCAGUCGAUCCUGUUGGCUCGCCUAAGGGUGAUUAGUCGGGACUCGAAUGUGACAGAAAUCACGCGUCCGCGGGAUCGCCGUGGUGGAUGAGAGCACACACUACUUUUUUUGUUUUUCUUCCCAGGGACUUUCCCGAAAAAGCUUUUUAAGAUGUGAAGAGCUUGCACUUCGCGUCCUGCAUUUCUUCCCCAGCUGAUCCACGGCUGCUCUUCCACCGCACAGGGUCGCGGGUUGGAUGGUGAGACCGACGCGCGCCCCGGAACCUCUUGGACACUUCACGUUUCACGGAUCAUUCCCAUCGCAGCCGCUUUUGGAUCCUAUAUGCUCACUUGUUCCUUCUGAAAUAUGCGCUGGUCGGCAGGAGAGCGGCAGCGCGAAGACGAUGUGGCUUUUGCGCAAACCCUCCCUCGGUCUGAGCUGACUCAACGUGUUUUACCUGGACGCUUGCGGAUGGUUUUGCGCGUUUGAACUCUCCUGGACCCCCCCUCGCGCAUGAAGCAGGACUCCGAUGUUGAAAAUACAAAGGCUGAACACUGAAUACUUUACUCAAGACGUCCAGUGAAGAUGGGUCCUACGUGUUUAAUGUAUAUGUCAUUAGAUUGGCGUCUAGUCUAAUAAACAUCAUCAGCGAUGUAGUCAGCCUGUUCAUCUGCGUGCUGAUCAUUUGCAGUAAAUACUCACAUCUGCUCAAAAGGGGGACCAUGAAGAUGAUCCUCCUGCGCAAAUUCCGGGUGUUGAUCCUCAUGGUGUUCCUCAUCGCGUGCUCCAUGCACAUCAUGAUAGACUUGUUACCGAAGCUGGAGAGGCACGGCAACAGCGGCUGCUCGUGCUCCCACACGCCGAGCGAGGAGCCUCAGAGCUGGGGAAAGCAGGGCUGGCCUAACAAGCACACGCUGAGAAUCCUCCAGGACUUCAGCAACGAGCCCAACUCCAACGUGUCCUCCCACUCCCUGGAAAGGGUCCCGGUGACAGCCGACAAGACGCAGGCUCUCCGGAGGCUCGAGCAUCUCGGCCAACGCGGGGACCGGAAGAGACAGUUCAUGCAGGACGCCGCGGUGACCAAACACCUGCCGCUCAAGGGUUCAAGGUUGUCGGCUCUCUAUGACCACCCCUUGUAUAAAAGGUCCCUGCCACCUCUGACAGACGAGGACACGCUGUUCAACGUCAACACGGACAUCAGAUUUGACCCCAAAGCCGCAGAGGAUCAGGCGUGGAAUAACGACGGCAACGCGGAGGAGUUCAGUCCAACCGGGGAGCUGACGGCCGACUCCUACCCCAACUGGCUCCGCUUUCACAUUGGGAUUAAUCGAUACGAGCUGUACUCCAGACACAACCCGGUCAUCGACGCCCUCCUGAAGGACCUGGUCACCCAGAAGAUCACCAGCGUCGCAAUGAAGUCUGGAGGCACUCAGCUCAAGCUCAUCAUGACCUUCCAGAACUACGGCCAGGCUCUCUUCAAACCCAUGAAGCAAACCCGGGAGCAGGAGACCCCACCAGACUUCUUCUAUUUCUCUGACUUUGAAAGACACAACGCUGAGAUAGCCGCCUUUCAUCUGGACAAGAUCCUGGACUUUCGUCGUGUCCCUCCCGUGGCCGGCAGACUUCUCAACAUGACGAAAGAGAUACGAGAUGUCACACAAGAUAAAAAGCUCUGGAGGACCUUCUUUAUUUCACCAGCCAACAACGUGUGUUUCUACGGAGAGUGCUCGUACUACUGCUCCACCGAGCACGCUCUGUGCGGUAAACCGGACCAGAUAGAAGGAUCCCUGGCGGCCUUCCUCCCGGACCUGGCCCUCGCCAAGCGCAAGACCUGGAGGAACCCGUGGAGACGCUCCUACCACAAGCGCAAGAAGGCAGAAUGGGAGGUGGACCCGGACUACUGCGAGGAAGUCAAACAGACUCCGCCGUAUGACAGCGGGACCCGACUGCUGGACAUAAUGGACAUGACCGUCUUUGACUUCCUCAUGGGGAACAUGGAUCGCCACCAUUAUGAGACAUUCGAAAAGUUCGGCAAUGAGACGGUCAUCAUCCACCUGGACAACGGCAGAGGCUUUGGAAAGCACUCCCACGAUGAGGUAUCCAUUCUGGUGCCGCUGACCCAGUGCUGCAGGGUAAGGAAGUCGACCCACUUGCGUCUGCAGCUGCUGGCUAAGGAAGAAUACAAGCUGUCCAUGCUCAUGGCAGAAUCCCUGGUGAGGGAGCGCCUUAGUCCCAUCCUCAUCCAGCCACACCUGGAUGCCAUGGACCGACGACUACGCCUGGCGCUGAAUGUGCUGUCAGAAUGCAUCGAAAAGGAGGGCUACAGUUACGUUGUCGAGGACGACCUCCACGGGUACCAAGGGACAGACCACGCCCACAAUGGCCCGCGACGGAGGUAGCUGUCCGGGGGCGCUGGCAGCUAUGUAGGACUGACUCCCCGGAGAUAGGAGAGGAAGCCUGUCUGCCUGAGGUUAAUAUGAGCUGUCUGGACGUGGAAGCCUGCUGGAUGGGACCGGACCUCGACAAACAAGUGCAAUGACUUAAACUGUACAGAUGCUCCAAGGUGACGUCGAAGAGUUCUGGACGGAUCUGGGGCCGGCUCACAAACUGAACUGAACCACCCCCCACAUCACCUAGAAUCCUUAAAUGACCCAACCCUGACUCGAGCGUUGUGACAACCCCACCGCAGCACUACCAAACCAUGAAAGUCUGGCAAGAGACACUUUCUCUCUCUGUCUUGUUCAGGACCCUUUUUUGAAUUCAGUGAAUUCUGAGAGACUUGUAAAGAACCUCCCCCCACCCCCCCACCACCACCACCACCCCCCCACCCCACCUCUCUCUCUCUUCACAAGCUGAAUUAUGUGUUCUUCUACGUAUUGUUGGUAUUGCAAGUGUUUGGGUUGAACACUCACGGUGGAGGAGGAUGUAGAGGUGGACUCCCUGGUGUCUUAAUUAUCAAAAUUAGGUUUUAUUACAUAGUCUCUUUCUUUAUUUGAUUGCUGCUGAGUUGAUUCAGCGUUUUAUCAUUUGUAUUCAAGAUAUUUGAUUGGAGUGCAGGUUUACUCCUGAUUUGUCUUUUAAUUUUUCCCAUAAAUGUUUCUUGUACUUGAGAGAGUAUUUAUUGAAGUUCAUAUUUAUUAUUUGAAAUGAAUACUAAUCGUAGAGUUUUCAUCACAGUGGUGCACUUCCUCAUUUGUCCAAAAGGGGGCAAACUGAGCAUGUGCAAAAGUAGCUGCCAGGUCCGUGCCUCUCGGUAAAGUUAACCCUCCAUAUUUCACCCCAUUUCCAAGUAUCAAGUUCACUUUAAACUUGGUUAUCAAAGAAUUGGUUCUUAUCAAGCGCGUUUACAACAUUUAAUCCAGCAACUGUCUCUUUUUUUUUUUCUUUCUUUCAGCGCAACAGAUAUGAGGUUAGUUAUAUGUUACCAAAAGCCAAAUGUCACACUAAUAGUUUUAAAUUAUUGUUUCUUUGUAAUAUAUUGGAUGUCCAGAUGUUGCUGUUGUGGAGAGAUUAUUUUUCAGGAUGUAUAUUUCAUUCAUUACCAACAGCAGAUAGCUUUUAACUGUUGGCGUCAAUGAUUCAGUCGCUGGCUGAAAGUUAAUAUAUACAGUAGGAAAAUCUAGUGCCUGUGCAAUGAUAGAAAUACUUGAAUGUCUGGUUUCAUAGCAGAAUGAUUUGAACUCCUCCCAGGUACGAGCUCGAGGUAAGAUUCUGAGGUCUACAUAUAUGUUUGUGCUGACUCCAUCUGUUUCACAAGGGUUUUAUUCUACAUUCCCAUAGUUCUGUGUCAGGUUAGUUCAGUGUGUCUGGACAUAUGGGUGAGUCCAUAGUGAACCUUAGAUGAUGUUCAAGUGAAAAGGAUUCUUUUUUUAAAUUUGUAUUCAACUCAUUGUUUCUGUGGAUUCUUUUCUCCAUUUCUUUGCAUCAUGGUAAAAGUGCAAUAAAACUAAAUAAGCAG
Molecule: messenger RNA, 4049 nt
Organism: Cyclopterus lumpus (lumpfish)
Lineage: Eukaryota; Metazoa; Chordata; Actinopteri; Perciformes; Cyclopteridae
Gene: fam20cb
Product: FAM20C golgi associated secretory pathway kinase b
Exons: 12
Coding region: 814-2490 (558 amino acids)
Biological process (GO): protein phosphorylation
Cellular component (GO): Golgi apparatus
Molecular function (GO): protein serine/threonine kinase activity
Source: RefSeq, a predicted model, not a curated record